Messenger RNA from Magnolia sinica, 2975 nucleotides. RefSeq names its product ubinuclein-1-like. Gene Ontology annotation, cellular component: nucleus. The record is from RefSeq and is a predicted model, not a curated record. The coding region runs from base 135 to 2579 and encodes 814 amino acids. Lineage: Eukaryota; Viridiplantae; Streptophyta; Magnoliopsida; Magnoliales; Magnoliaceae. The transcript has 14 exons.
GUCGCGCGUGGGUCUCCAUCCCCCCCAAGCGCGUGAGCGCGCUUGGCGCUUCUCGUCGCACUGAUGGAUUCGCGCUCGUAUUCCGGAAGAAGCUCAAGUGACGGGAAUCUCAUUUGGAUUCUCUCCAUCCCGCCAUGGAAGGCGAGGAACUCGGUUCGAGGACUUCUUCGUCCUUUGCCCCCGCGCCGAGACCCGAACCCGAACCCGCACGUCCUCCUCCGCCUCCCUCAUCUUCAAAGCACAAGGGCGCGCCAAACCAGCGGCAGCGCUUCGCAGUCGAGCUGCGACCCGGCGAGACAACCAUCGUCUCCUGGAAGAGGCUCGUCAAGGACUCGAGAAAGUCGACUCACCCUCCACCCGCCCCUGACCCGCCAUGUGGGGCCCACCCCGCCCUUGAGUCCAGGAUCGCUCCUGCAGCGGGCCCGGGCCCGACCGUAGAAGACGAAGGGAGGGAUGCAUUGCCUCCUCCGAAUCGUUUUAGUGCUGUUAUUGAGAAGAUCGAGCGCCUCUAUAUGGGCACGCAAAGUAGUGAUGAGGAAGAACUUGAUGAUGUCCCUGAUGAGGAUGAUUAUGACACAGAAGAUUCUUUUAUAGACGAUGCUGAAUUGGAUGAGUAUUUUCAGGUUGAUAAGUUGUCAACAAAACACAAUGGUUUCUUUGUUAAUCGGGGAAAGUUAGAACGAAUAAAUGAACAUGUCUCCUCUCCUAAAGAUCCACCAAAGAAACGAAGAAGGAAAGAUUCGACCAAACAUCAAAAUGAAGUGGAUGGUGAGCACUUGCCAAAUAAGCAUGUAAAAUUAGGCAACAUGCGAAUGAAAGGUGCUCCAAGGAGUGAACCAUUGAUGGGGAGCAAGUUGUCAAGCCCCUCUAAAAUUUCACUUUCCUUGGGCAAAAAUUGUCAAGAAGUAAAAUCUAUAUCGAAUCAGUUGAAUGUUCCUCCAAGAUCUUCGAAGAAGAAGUCCAUAGAUUUGACCUCUAGGUCAGAGUAUCCAUCUGUAGAGGCUCCAAAUAAGGAUUCUUCUGCAUUUCCCAUGGAACCGAAGCAUAUAGAGAAACAGAAGAGUGAUGUUGUCCAGUCUAGGGACUUGUCUGAUAAAGUGACAGUUACAAGCGAAUCAUCUGAUGCUUUGUAUCAGGCUUGUCACAAUAAAGGUGUUUCUAUGCAAGAUGAGCUCCAUCCAAGAAAAAUAUUGAAUGGUUCAAACGAAAUAGAACUAUCCACCAAAAUCCAGCAUAGAGAGAAAAGUGGAGGUAGUGUAUUGCCUGACACAAAUUCUUCAGGAAGCAAGCAUCCCAUCCAAAGAGCAAAAUCAAAAUCCACUCUGACCAAGGAAGGUUCUUCUGUGAGGCCGAAGGGCACAUUGCUUGAACGGGCCAUUCAGGAUUUGGAAACAACAGUUGCAGAAUCAAGACCACCAACCAUUGAAGUUCAAGAAGCUGAUGGUUCAUCCCAAGGAGUGAAAAGGAGAUUGCCCCCAGAAGUAAAACAAAAGCUUGCUAAAGUUGCUAGAUUAGCGCAGUCAAGCCAAGGAAUAAUAUCAGAAGAGUUGAUUAAUCGCCUCAUGAGUAUUCUUGGUCAUGUGGUGCAGCUCAAAACAUUGAAGAGAAACCUGAAGAAGAUGGUUGAAUUGGGACUAUCAGCGGAGCAAGAGAAAGAUGAUAGGUUCCGGCAACUAAAGAAAGACGUCGUUGAAAUGAUUAGAAUACAAACCUCCUUUUUGAGGUCAAAGGUAAGCUUUGGAAGUAUGCAGGAAUAUUUACAAUAUGCUUUAAGUCCACAGCUAAGGAUAUGUUUAUCCCAGAUGAAGGCAGCUAUACAACAAGAUGGAUCAUCCGAUGAUUUUCAGGAUGUGCAUCAUGGUUCAGAUGAAAAAGGAAGAUAUGGUAUGGAUGAUGCAAUGGAAGACAAGAUCUGUGAUCUCUAUGAUCUGUAUGUUGAGGGGAUGGAUGAAGACAAAGGCCCACAUAUCAGGAAAUUAUACGUGGAGCUUGCAGAGUUGUGGCCAAGUGGAACAAUGGACAAGUGUGGUAUCAAAUGUGCCAUCAACAGAGCGAAAGUGCGGAAAAGAUUGCUAUAUAGCCGUCUGAAGGAGGAGAAGAUGAAGAGGAAGAAAAUAUCAGCUGCAGCUAAGAUGGAAGAAACCACUCGGGGAGAAGGUAAUGUAAAUGCUCAGCCACGACCUGCACAAGAGAGGCUGGCUACUGAUUCUAGUAGAGCCUUUAUGCCGAAUGACAAGCCAACUUCCAGUCUACACCUUCCCACAUCUGGCAAGACGUCCAACCCACCUUUAAACGCUUCAAGCCUGGAUCGGCCGAGACAAGAGAAGGUUCGAGUGAGUAUAAACAUGGUUGAUGAGGCCAGCAAUGGCAAGACAACUGAUGUUGCAGUUUUGAAGAAGAAAGUGAAGAGGAAGCCAGAAUCGAAUUUGGGGGAAAACAAUUUUCGUCCUGUGAAGCUACCACCCCCUUUGCAACUUCAUGGAGAGGAAAGACACAAGUCUCACAAGCUUGCCCCAAAUCACCACCAUAAAUCAAGCCAUCAGUCAGCCAUUCUUCAACAUUGCGAGCAACCUAGCUGACCUGAUGAUGCACUACAUUUAAAUUACAUGCCUACAAAUAUUAGGUAAAGCUGGUUUUCAUUUCUAAUUGGGUAGGAUCUGAUUUCCACAAGUGUCUCAGGGGCCUCCUCUUUUGAAGCGGAUUGAAUGUAUUCCACCCAAAUCCAAGCAGGAUUAAAGCGUCCAAUAGAGUGCAUCCUGCUCAGGAUUAGCGGUCGAAUGAAAUUGUCUUGAGGUACUAUUCUACACCCAAAAAAAAGAAAAAGAGAAAGGAAAUCAUCCAAACGCCUGUAAAGUCAGGAAAAUGUCUGUAUAUGAGAUAAUCAGAUAACCUUUUAUUAGUUAACCAGCUGAUCACCAAAUUACUUAGGUCCCCCGCCACCUAUAAGAACCGAGGAAUCAACGUUGCACUUGUUA